This is a messenger RNA of Diuraphis noxia (Russian wheat aphid), 1602 nucleotides long. It is a transcript of the gene pan, whose product is annotated as transcription factor pangolin. Gene Ontology annotation, cellular component: chromatin; beta-catenin-TCF complex. NCBI's taxonomy places the organism in Eukaryota, Metazoa, Arthropoda, Insecta, Hemiptera, Aphididae. The record is from RefSeq and is a predicted model, not a curated record. Gene Ontology annotation, molecular function: DNA-binding transcription factor activity, RNA polymerase II-specific; RNA polymerase II cis-regulatory region sequence-specific DNA binding. Gene Ontology annotation, biological process: canonical Wnt signaling pathway; regulation of transcription by RNA polymerase II.
GCGCCGAUCCCUCAGUCAUGACGAUAUACCACCGGUAGGGGGUUGUCGCCAAGCUCAAUAAUAAUAAAAUCACAAUACCACCGCCGUUAACCGCGUGGAUAUCGCUGUUGAACGAGUGGUUGGCGUUUGUCUCUUCUACAAACCCCCUCCCCCAGUUACGAGCGUUGCGGUUACUACCGCGCGAGCCGCCGAGGUGAUGCCCCAUGCGAGCGAAGACGGAGGCGCGGCCGGCGAGGACGCGUGCAGCUCGGACGAGCUGAUCGUGUUCAAGGACGAGGACGGCGGCGAAGACGUGGUCAAGCGUUCUUCCGAUAAAGUCACCGAAGAGAAGUCCGACCUGAUCGACUUGUCAGAAUCUGAGAAAGUCAGUUCAAACCAUCGAUGUUCUCCUGUAAAAACCAGCAGUUCUACUCCUGAUCUCAACCGAAGUAAACCAGGUCCAACUCCCCAUCCACCUGCUUUCAACAUGGGCUAUCUCGUUGCACCUUAUCCAUCGCCCUACGCUAAUGGCACUACGUCUGUGUCAAUGAUGAGUUCCUAUCUCGAAUCUCAAAGGGAUCCUUUAACCGCAAGCAAGAUUGGUUUAGGACCAGCCCAUCCAUUCUUUUGCCACAACGGCGAGCAGCUGGGUACCCAACCACCACCCGCCCAUAUGGGCAUACCUCCUUACCAACUUGACAAAGCACCCGGACUUCCGAGGCCUUCAAUGUACCCAUUUCCCACAGGCCAGUACCCUUAUCCGUUAUUAAGUCCGGACAUGUCACAAGUUGCAGCCUCAUGGCACACACCAGCCAGUAUGUACCAUCAGAUCUCAUCGGCUGGAACUGGUUUUAGAGGAUCCUACCCACCUUCUUUAGGCACAAGCCUAACUAGACGACGACGAAAUAUUACGAUUAUCUAUGUAUUAAUUGUUGCUCGUACUCGGUUUUUUAGGCGCAAAAAACGUUGCAUACGGUACAUCGAGAGCGGCGGCGACUCUGGCAACCAGUCUGACGACAACCAGUCGACGGGCAGCCUGGGCCACUCGGACAACGAGGAAGCCGACUCCGCGUCCAGCCCCGGUGGCCUGAGCGCCCUGUCCAGCCUGACCAGCCCGGGAAUGUUGACGCAGGCCAGCCUGUCCCCUGCCACGCCACUGACGCCUCACGUGUCCGAGUACGAGUGCCCGCCGAUGUCCGUGCGCAUGCCGUUGGCCGUGGUGGUGCCCACCAGGCACCAUCAGCCGGUUGGCACCAACCCGCACGACAUCAACAACCCGCUCAGCGUCAACCAGCUGACGGGUGGUGUCGUCAACAACAAGUGCCAUAACAACCCCAGGGAUCUGCAGCAGCAGCAACAGCAACACCAGCAGCAGAACGAUCUGAAAACCGGCGGUGGCCCGAACAACCAAUCCGAACAACAACAGCGCCCCAACAACAGUAACCGGACGCUGCCCGCCAUCAGCGUGACGUAGCGAAGCUAAACGACASUACAUAAUAAUAAUGAUAAUAUAAUUGUAACGAUGACGAUGAUGUCACGUGUAGGAUAAUCAUAUUGUUAUUGUUGUUGUUGUUGCGUACCAUGAUGUUUAUUAUUAUUAUUAAUAUUAUUAUUAUUAUUAUU